Molecule: messenger RNA, 549 nt
Organism: Staurois parvus
Lineage: Eukaryota; Metazoa; Chordata; Amphibia; Anura; Ranidae
Source: the annotation of a GenBank genome assembly
CCCGUUGUUGGUAUCAGAGGGAGGAAUGGUGCCCCAUUGUUAGUAUCAGAGGGAGGAAUGGUGCCCCAUCAUUGGUAUCAGUGAGAAAAAUGGUGCCCCAUUGUUGGUAUCAGUGGGAGGAAUGGUGCCCCGUUGUUGGUAUCAUUGAGAGGAAUGGUGCCCCAUUGUUGGUAUCAGUGGGAGGGAUGGUGCCCCAUUGUUGGUAUCAGUGGGAGGAAUGGUGCCCCAUUGUUGGUAUCAGUGGGAGGAAUAGUGCCCCAUCAUUGGUGUCAGUGGGAGGAAUGGUGUCCCGUUGUUGGUAUCAGAGGGAGGAAUAGUGCCCCAUCAUUGGUGUCAGUGGGAGGAAUGGUGCCCCAUUGUUGGUAUCAGAGGGAGGAAUGUUGCCCCAUUGUUGGUAUAAGAGGGAGAAAUGGUGCCCCAUCAUUGGUAUCAGUGAGAAAAAUGGUGCCCCAUUGUUGGUAUCAGAAAGAGGAAUGGUGCCCCAUUGUUGGUAUCAUUGGGAGGAAUGGUGCCCCAUUGUUGGAAUCAUUGGGGGGAUUCUGCUCAGUC